This is a messenger RNA of Sporothrix schenckii 1099-18, 2349 nucleotides long. RefSeq lists its product as uncharacterized. Bases 1 to 2349 code for a protein of 782 amino acids. NCBI's taxonomy places the organism in Eukaryota, Fungi, Ascomycota, Sordariomycetes, Ophiostomatales, Ophiostomataceae. The record is from RefSeq and is a predicted model, not a curated record. The transcript has a single exon.
AUGGUUCAAAGCGUCAUUGUCAAUGGCAGCAGCGACCGCUUCCUGGUGCCGCCGGCGGAUGGUGUGAACAAUGGUCCGUAUGUUCGUGUAUCUGACGGUGAUGAUGGUGGUUAUGCUGGUCAUGCUGAUUAUGCUGGUCAUGAUCGUCCUCGCAGAAAGCGGCCCACGCGCCGUUCCGGCGUCACUCGACGCAAGCGCAUGAAGGAGAUCCGGGUGCAGCAGAACGCCCUGGACGAAGACCGCUGCGAGAUUCUCACGGGCCUGGACCGGCUGCAGCACCAGCGGCAUCGAAUCUACGAGGCCGAGGAAGACCUGAACACGACGCUGGCCGUCAUUCAGGCGACCAAAGAGCGCAUUGACAGCCGGUACUGGCAUCAGGUGUCGGAGCGGAUACGGGCCCAGGGCGUCGAGGCCCGAAAGGCACAAAACUCGGUCCCGGCACGGCCGACCUCGUCCCACGCGGCUCCCCUGAACCCUACUGCGCCCAUUUUUGUUGUCCCGUCGCGCGGCCCCAUGCCGUCCAACAAGCCGUGGAACCCGCUCGCUGCCGACUUUGUUCCCCGUCCUCGCACGGCGCCCCUGCCCUCCACCAACGAUUUUGUGCCGCCUCAGCCGAUCGUGGUUCGAACCACCUCGCCCCUCACCUUUGAUGUCGAGCCGCGUGGAAAGCCAAUUGUUCGCCUGCCACCCAUCCGUCUGCCAAUGGUCCACCUGCCCGAUGUCCGUCCGGCUCCUAGUCCUGGUCCUGGCCCCGUCAUUUGGGCGGUGCCCGUGGCCCGGAACCCCAAUGCCAGCCCCCUGCGCCGCUCGCCCUCGUGCGCCAGCUUGGUAACGCGCACCGCUUCGAUCGUGCCGUGCGCGCCGUCGACUCUGCGCCGGUCCGCCAGCUUCGAUCGCAGUGCGACGCCCAUCGAUCUCUCUGCGUUUACGAAGCUGAAGCGUGAGGCGCCGCCGAAAACGGUGACAGCGACUGUGACCGCCCCAUCCAAGGCGGCCGUCAAGGCACUCUCUGUGCCCUCGUUCUCCCGCAAGGCUGUCUCGUCUGUUACUUCUGCUGCUUCCCCGUCGCCGUCUCCGUCGGUUUCUCGCCGUGGAAGUGUCGGCAGCGUCGGCAGCGUCGGCAGCAACACUGGUGCUGUCGUCUCGCUCCGGAAGAUGGCCACGACCUCUGCGGCCGUCGCCGUCGCUGUCGCCGCUUCGGCGUCUGCCUCCCGCGCUGGCUCUCCUGCGGUCUCACGCCGUGCCAGUGUGAGCAGCGCCGGCGGUGGCGGCGAUCCGCGCGGCGCUGGCUUUGCCGCCUCCCUUCGCCUGGCUGCGGGCACGUCCCGGUCGUGGUCCGUGUCGCCUUUUCUUGUCCCGUCAACGUCGGGCUCUGCUAUGCGCCGGUCCAGCUCCACCCCCGGUGAGGCGUCAUCCACUCUGUCGUCCCGCCGCCAGCCGCUGCCAUCUCGUGAAUCGUCUCGGGAGUCGUCUCGGGCAUCGUCUCGGGCACCUUCUCGGGCACCUUCUCGGACACCUUCGUGCACGCCGCCCCAGGCGCCCCAUGCGUCUCCUCGUCUGCAUCCGAUCCGCCAGCCCCGCAACCCCCCGGCCGUCUCUGCCCGUGUUCCUCCACCGACCCGCACUGUGGCCAACUGGACCCCAUGGAUGUCCAACACGCACAGCCAGUCGUCCUCCAUGGCGUCGUCGGCAUCGUCGUCGCCUCUUGUGCGGGCGGCGUCGCCGAGUACAAACGCCACGCACUUUCGGAGAGCUGUCGUCAAGAGCACGGCCACUCAGGGCCGCGUCGCAACCGCCAGCACCAGCAUCAGCCCCGUCGUCGACACCUCUGCACUUUCCCAGGUUGCUGCUCUGCACCGGGCGGCUUUGGCUGCGCUGACGCUGGCGCCUGAGGCCGCACAGGAGCACGACCAGGACGAAGACGAGGCGCUGGAGAUGGAGAUGGGCCAUAAGAAGGGACGGCCCGUUUUGGAAGCCAGUUCUCCACCGCCGCCGUCUCCUCCUACUGCUGUUGCUGUUCCCUCUCCCAGUCUCUUGCACACGAACAAAAUGGCCAGCACGAACACACCAGGCACGCCAUCGUUGCUGCGGACAUCCAUGACGCAAUCGCCGAUCCAGGAUUCGCUUGUUUCGCUCGCGUCCAUUCCGGCCCUCGACCUGAACGCGCCCGUUGCGGGUGACACGCCCACUUCGCUUCCUCCGCCUCCUACAACAACCCGUCGUGGCCGCACGGCAUCCCUUGCUGCCGCGGCCAACACCGACAAGGACGGAGUCGAGGCGCCGCCCAACACGCCGUCCAUUGCCAAGUUCUUCUCCAAACUGCUCCACCGGGACGGAAAACGGCCGUAG